UAGAUACAGGGAGUGUCUCACGUUACCCGAUGUGGCAAUGUCUCACAUUACCCCAUUCUCCCUUGUAUAAAAAAUGAAAUGUAGGCUAUCUACCUUGCUUGUCUUUUUAAAUUUGUCGAUACCGUGUUUUCUGGCCAUUUCGGAACACCAAUAAAAAUGAAUGACAGACCAAUAAUCGGUGUUCUCUCGCAGGAUGUGUUUCACCCUCAGCCUCACAGAAACUCUUUGAUCGCGGCGUCUUAAGUCAAGUUUCUGGAGUCUGCCGGCGCUCGUGUGGUUCCGCUGAUGAUCAAUAAGACUGAUGAUGAAUACACAAGGCUGUUUAAAUCCAUAAAUGGAGUUCUUUUCCCUGGAGGCGGAGUCAGUUUAAAAUCAUCCGGCUAUUCCAAAGCAGCGGCCGUUUUCUACAGACUCGCUCUCGAGGCCAAUUCAAAUGGUGAUUAUUUCCCUGUAUGGGGAACCUGUUUAGGAUUCGAACUGCUCACACUGCUAACAAGUGGGGAGUUGCUGCUGUCCCACACCAACACUAGUGGUGUCGCCUUGCCACUGAACUUCACAGCCGAUGUCAGAGACAGUAGACUGUUCAAAGACUUUCCUGAGGAUCUCAUGGAAUCACUGGCAUCAGAUCCGCUGACGGAGAACUCUCAUAAGUGGAGUCUUACUAUAGAGAAAUUUACCAAGAAUGAAAAACUGAAAAACUUCUACAGAGUUUUGAGUACCAACACAGAUGGACAAAAUGAGUUUGUGUCCACAGUGGAAGCAUAUGAUUUUCCCAUCUAUGCCACUCAAUGGCACCCAGAAAAGAACGCUUUCGAGUGGACGCGGCCCUACAUUCCCCACACGCCUUCAGCCGUUAAGACCACCUUCUACACGGCUUCCUUUUUUGUGAAUGAAGCGAGGAAGAGUUUUCACAGCUUUGCCAGUGUGGAGGAAGAGAAGAAAGCCUUGAUCUACAACUACAAACCUGAAUACACUGGAACCCAGAGUGCCUUUGAACAGAUCUAUUAUUUUGAUUAGUGUUUUAUUAUUUUUAUUAUGUUGAAAUCAUGUAAACAAACAUGUACGAAUACAAAAAUCAUGUGGAAUCUUUAGUGUUAUUAAAACACGUGCUUUGGAUGAAUCUGAACAUUUCCAGGUCACAUUUCACCCAAAAAGAAAAGAAAAAAUGCAUUAUGCAAAAUACAUCAUCAUAUUUACUUCUUUUGAGGCCCUGAUCAUGUUCUUGACCUUAAUGGAAUAGUUUAUAAGUUUGGAAAAGGCACAAAGUGAUGUUUUUAUCUCUUAACUAACACACCUGAUCAUUAAUGUGUUCAUCUGCACACACACACACGAACAAUACAGUGCAAUGUUCAAUCAUAUCUAUAACUUCAUAAAAAGUGACGCAAGUCUCAGUUUUUCUGUAAGAAACAGCAAAUACAACUCUGGAUCAAAAUUCUCUCAUAUUCUGAUCUCUUAAUUGGUCCCAUAACUUUAUUAAAAGUAACCCUUCAAUCUAACCUAAUCUAUGGAUCUCAAAAUGUACACUGUGUGUUUAAUUUUACUGCUGAGCCCUAAAAACAUCCUUCUGAAUCAUAUUUGCUUUACCUAAAUAAAGAUCUUGAAUAUUA
Messenger RNA from Megalobrama amblycephala (Wuchang bream), 1607 nucleotides. Its product is annotated as gamma-glutamyl hydrolase-like. Gene Ontology annotation, molecular function: gamma-glutamyl-peptidase activity. Bases 286 to 1017 code for a protein of 243 amino acids. Gene Ontology annotation, biological process: tetrahydrofolylpolyglutamate metabolic process. Gene Ontology annotation, cellular component: vacuole. The transcript has 9 exons. The record is from RefSeq and is a predicted model, not a curated record. Lineage: Eukaryota; Metazoa; Chordata; Actinopteri; Cypriniformes; Xenocyprididae.